Pseudomyrmex gracilis is the source of this 5232-nucleotide messenger RNA. It is a transcript of the gene Tomosyn, whose product is annotated as syntaxin-binding protein 5. Gene Ontology annotation, biological process: regulation of exocytosis; regulation of protein secretion. Gene Ontology annotation, cellular component: plasma membrane; SNARE complex; cytoplasm. Lineage: Eukaryota; Metazoa; Arthropoda; Insecta; Hymenoptera; Formicidae. The coding region runs from base 27 to 4118 and encodes 1363 amino acids. The record is from RefSeq and is a predicted model, not a curated record. Gene Ontology annotation, molecular function: myosin II binding; GTPase activator activity; syntaxin binding. The transcript is spliced from 23 exons.
GUGGUCGACCCCAUUUAGCAGACGCGAUGAAGAAGUUCACGAUCAAGGGUGUACUCGACGGGUUCCGGUCGUCGGUCCCGCAACCCGUCAAGCCCGACCAGGAGAUCGUCGAGAAUCUGCGAACGGAGCACUUUCAAGUUAAGAAGACAUUCAGACACGGCUUCCCGCAUCAGCCGACAGCGUUGGCAUUCGACCCAGUUCAAAGGCUCCUAGCUAUUGGCACUAAAUCAGGAUCCCUCAGGAUUUUGGGUAGACCAGGUGUUGACGCACACGUUAAACAUGAGGGAGGCGCGGCAGUUAUACAAUUACAGUUCUUGGUCAACGAGGGAGCACUGGUGUCCGCCACGGCGGACGACACUCUGCAUUUAUGGAACUUCCGGCAGAAGAUACCGCAGGUGGUGCAGAGUCUCAAAUUUCAAAGAGACAGAAUCACCUGCAUUCACCUACCGCUUCAGAGUAAAUGGUUGUACGUCGGGACGGACCGAGGAAACAUUCAUGUACUGCACAUUGAAUCAUUCGUUCUAUCCGGAUACGUAAUUAAUUGGAACAAGGCUAUCGAAAUAUCUAGAAAGACCCAUCCUGGUGCUGUAGUACACUUGAGUGAUAAUCCUUUAGAUUUGAGCAAGUUGCUUAUAGGAUAUACCUCAGGACAGAUCGUUUUGUGGGACUUGAAAACCAAGAGUGCUGACUACAGAUGUCAGACCGAUGAACAAUUGAAAUCGAUAACAUGGCACCAUGAAGGUAAACAAUUCAUGAGCAGCCACGCGGACGGCUCUCUUUCGACUUGGACAGUUCGGCAACCAAAGCCAACAAAUGUAACAUAUCCACAUGCGAAAUCCACUAAAGACGGAGAACCCGAACCUUGCAAACCCAUUCAGAAAGUAGAGUGGAAAUUAUCGAGAACAGGGGAAGCAUAUGUGAUAUUUUCCGGUGGAUUGGCAUAUGACACCACUGGGAGAACACCCAGUAUUACAGUGAUACAUGGAAAAACUACUACGGUGCUUGAAAUGGAGCAUAAUGUUAUAGACUUUGUAACGCUGUGUGAUAGUCCAUGGGCUAGUGAUUUCCAAGAUCCUUACGCUGUUGUUGUUCUACUACAAAACGAUCUGGUUGUGAUAGAUUUGUUAACUCCCGGAUUUCCGUGUUUCGAGAAUCCGUAUCCUAUGGAUAUACACGAAUCGCCUGUGACGUGUUGUGCAUAUUUCGCGGAUUGUCCCUCGGAUUUAGUACCUGCGUUUUAUUCCGUCGGAUCCAAGUCGCAGAAGAAGACCGGUUUUAGCGAGAAGGAAUGGCCUAUUUCCGGUGGAGAAUGGAGUUCUAGUUCUAGCAGUUAUAACGAGAUUAUCCUCACCGGACAUGCCGACGGCAGUAUAAAGUUUUGGGACGCUUCCGCAGGAACAUUACAAGUUCUUUACAAACUAAAGACGGCGAAACUUUUCGAAAAGACUAGAACGCGUAGUAUAGAUUCUGAGGAAGACCCGUUAGCAAUUCAACAUAUCUUCCUUUGUCCCGAAAGUCGGAAAUUAGCUAUCGCGGGAAGCGGCAAGCACGUCGUCUUGUUUAAAUUUAAGAAAGUUGAGAGUAUGUCCGAAGUAGUGACUUUAGAGAUAUGCUUAUCAGUAGAUCCUGGAAGAGACGCUGAUACCGGCUCACCGGAUCGAGAAUCUCCGGCGCCUGGGAACACCACAGGAAAUGUGGAAACGAAGAUUACGGAUUUCAAUCAUCCAAUGAAAGUCAAGACGGGUCUGCAGAAAAGGGCUCCCGGUUUUCAAGCAACGUUAAUUUGUUUGACAACUGCACCUAGUGGAGAACAGCCCGAGAGUAUAACAUCUCUUAGCUUAAAUUCGUCAUAUGGCCUAUUGGCCUACGGGAACGAGUCGGGACUAGUGAUAGUGGACAUCGUACAGAAGAUUUCACUAGUCGUGCUGAACACCAGCGAUCUCGGAGGUGGGUCUGAUCCUUAUCAACGCGUCUUACGAAGUCCCAAACGACAGGACGACCUAAGACGGGAAAAUGAAGACAAGGCAAGAAGUCCAAGCACAGACCAGAGUCAGCGGGAAUCCGCGUUGGAAUCCGAGCUGGUAGAUUCGACUCAACAACAAGCGCAGCAUCAACCAACGUGUUCCCGCAAUGAAAAUCAGACAGCGGGAAAUGCUGGCGAAAAACCGAGCGCCGAGGAAUCCACGAGCGAACCGAAUAAAGCGGGGAGUCUGCCUAACGGCGAGGAGUGUCAGAAAAGUCAAGGUUGGAAAGGAUUUAGUCUCAAGAGACAACUGAGCAAGGUUGAUCUGAAGAUCAAAAAUACUUUUACACCGUCCUUGGUGUCGUCUCAAAAUGGGAGCUCGUCGUCGGGGCUCAUGCAAGUACCCCAAUGCCAGCAGGUAGGCGGCGAUACAAGCAGUCAAAAGUCUUCCACGUUUUACUGCAAUAUCAGCGAAACGGCGAGCACAAGUCGUUCGUUGUCGCCGGUCGAAAGUGUCGACUCUGAAUCCUCGUUAUCGCCGGAGAAUCAAUCGCCGGGGCACGAGAGCUCUCAGGCGCCUGUCGAUGACAGGAAGCGAGAGAUUCAAGAGGCUCGAAGCCCGACGACGGAAAACGAGAGCGAAAAGCCGACGGCAAUAAGUGACGGCGGCAAUGUCGGCGUGAAAACCGAGGCAGUAAGACCGAUGAACCUGUCUCUGCCCGAGCACGAAGCGAAACCGCCGCGGAUGAAACGUAUCGCCAAGAUGAAGCAAUCAAAGAGAGAAGGCCGCUUGCUCUCGGUGCCGAAUUUGAAAUUUUCCAAGAACGAGUCGACCGUAUGCGAUCUAAGAUGCGAAGAAAGCGCAACCACCGAAUCUUCGUUCACCGGCAAUCUUAUGAGAAGAUUCAGUCGGGUAGACAAAUUCGACGGCUCCUUCCAACGAUCAAGGAGCUCGAGUAUGUCGUCCCUCGAGAACAUCACCACAGAAACCAUAAGCUGCCUUACAUUUGCGGAUACUUAUACGAAAAAAAACGAUACAAAUGGCAUGCCAACUUUGUGGAUUGGCACGUCUCUGGGAUCUGUACAGACUGUUAUAUUCAAUACACCUCCCCAUGGCGAACGUCAUGCUCAUCCAGUGGUUGUGUCUACUUGUAAUGGAUCUACGUUCAAACUCAAAGGUUGUAUCCUAUCAAUGUCGUUCUUAGAUUGCAACGGUGCUCUAAUUCCGUAUUCGUACGAGUCUUGGAAAGACGAAAAUACGGACGGCAAAGAACGCAACAAGGGUCAAGGAAAAUGUACAAACAGCAGCAGAAUGUCACCGUCGAUGCAAGUCGGCAGCGGGGAUAGUUUCGAGGAUAGACAAUUCGUUGUUCUUGCAUCGGAAAAACAAGCGAGAGUCGUGGCGUUACCUUCUCAAAACUGUGUAUAUAGACAACAGCUGGCGGAGACUCAUAUGGUAAUUAAGGCAGAAAUCACAACUCUGAAAGACAAUGUCUGCUUGGUGUGUUACGUUUCGAACGGUCACAUCACUACUUAUAGUUUGCCCAGCCUUAGACUGCUGAUAGACGUCGAUUUUCUACCUCUUAUAGAUUUGAGUUUUCAGACCACAAAACACGGCAUUGUAGACCCCAUGUUGUCCAUAUGGGGUCACCAACUCUUUGUUAAUGGCGAUACCGAUCAGAUUGCAAAGACCCUUUGCUUCAGCAAUCGAGGCCACGGUUUAUAUCUCUCGUCACCUAUGGAGAUUCAGAAGUUCUCAGUUUCGAGCGAAUUUUGCGCUGAACUGACGGAGAUGAUGGGCGAUCUAUUUAUCGGUCACGAUAUGCCAGAACCACCUAAGGAGAGUUUCUUCAAAGGUUUAUUCGGUGGCGGUUCGAGAAGUCUCGAUCGGGAGGAGUUAUUUGGUGAGUCAAGCGGUCGUGCGUCGCGCACAGUCGCGAAACACAUUCCAGGACCAAAUGAGGCAAUUCGGGAGCGAGUCGCAAGCGCGACGGGCGAGGUGAACAUGGCGCAUCAAAUGGUCUUGGAGCGCGGCGAGAAAUUAUCGCAGCUCGAGGAACGAACUGCGCGCAUGAUGUCGGAGGCCGACAACUUCUCGCAGAACGCUCACAACUUGAUGCUCAAGUACAAAGACAAGAAAUGGUACCAGCUAUGAGAAAGCAACGCGGCCCGAGAUUGGAAAAACGACGCAAAUUUCUUCAUUUAUUUAACGCUCGUGUCUCGUCUAUGAAUUUUUCGUCGUUAAGAAACCAAUACGUUAGACGGUUAUUACGAUCCUCACACACGCACAUAUGGGAAACAUUUACACAAGGGGAAGAGGGAUUAAGGGGAAUAAUAUAUUAUAUAUAUAAUGUACAAUGCGAUUAUAUCUGUGCCGCGCACACGGUACACACGCACAUUCUGUAACGAGAUAAGAAAACACAAAGAAAAAGAUAUAUUUCAAAGCGAAUAAGUAUAUAUUUAACGGCGGCGCAUCUCGAGCAUAUAAUUAAUAAAUUUCUGCACGGAGAGAUGAACAAAAGAGAGACGUCGUUGACGAGAAUAAUACGAGGUGAGGUUCGGACCGUUUCUGGAACAAAGAAAUGUAUUUUGCUUCUAUUGCGUCCCAUCUAAAAAAAACUCUACUCUCUUAAAACAAAGUCAUAAAAUUACACGUUAAUUGUGGCAAAUUUUUUCAACAACUUCUAGCGAUUGCUAUCAGAGUGCAGCGCUAUAUUUUUGCAAACAAACUUGCGAACUAAUUCGAGAAAAAAGCAACAACGUAAAAUAUACACAUAUAUUUACUCGAGAAACGGUCCGAAUCUUUGCGACAUCGAGAGUAGAGGUCACACACCGGGGUUUUUCGCCGCGUUGCGCUUGCGCGCGGGAUGUGUCGCGUAUAAAUCAUGAUUAUACAAAAUAUAAAAGUACUUAUUAUAUAUACGACACGCAUUAUAGAGAUGCGACAGAUAAUUGAGAUAUACGCGAGUCAAUAUAAGCAAUUAUGUAAUAAUUCGCCUUUUAACUAAUGGCACUCGUUAAUUCAUUCGGACGUCCUGUGAACGUUAUUUCUUGGCGCCUUGCCUUGUUUGCUUCUCAGCAAAGAAUUGUCAAUAAGUAUUUACAGAAUGUCACGUUGUUGCAUGGUUUAAGCACUUCUGAAUACAUGUAGAGUCGAGUGAAACACCAAAAAAGAAUCGCAUUAGGUUUAAUUUGGCUAAAAAUAAUAAUAAUAUAAUAUACAUACAUUAUACACGUAUAUAUACAUAUAUUACACAUGACUUCUUAGA